AGCUCUCGCACGCCGCCUCUCGCACUACGACGCUGGAGCGGCCUGUUCCUUCUGUGCCUGGGGCUGGACUGCGCGGUGGCCGCAGCCAGAGCUGGGAGCUAGCGUCUGUCUUGCCGCGGCCCUCGCUACCUGCGCGUGGCCUUGGACUGUUCUCUGCUCUGUGCAGAGGCGGCGGGCUGGGGAGGGAACGGCGCCAGCGUCAGGUUCCCAGCCGAUGGGAAGCCCCUGGACGCGCUGAGGGGCCGGGCUACGAGCGGCCGAGAAAAUGAUGCAUCCUGUUGCCAGCAGUAAUCCAGCUUUCUGUGGGCCUGGCAAACCUUCCUGCCUCAAUGAAGAUGCCAUGAGAGCUGCUGAUCAGUUUGACAUAUACUCUUCCCAGCAAACCAAGUACAACCACACAGUCAGCCACAAACCAAUGGUUUGUCAGAGGCAAGACCCAUUAAACGAAACACACUUGCAGACUACAAGUGGCAGAAGCAUAGAGAUAAAAGAUGAACUAAAGAAAAAGAAAAAUCUCAACCGAUCUGGUAAGCGUGGCCGACCUUCGGGAACAACCAAAUCAGCAGGAUACCGGACCAGCACGGGCAGACCCCUGGGAACCACCAAAGCGGCUGGAUUUAAAACAAGUCCAGGCAGACCUUUGGGUACAACUAAAGCUGCAGGAUACAAAGUCAGCCCAGGGAGACCUCCAGGUAGCAUUAAAGCUCUGUCCCGUCUUGCGGAUCUUGGUUAUGGCUGUGGCACUGCUGCUUUUCCUUAUCCUAUGAUGCAUGGCAGAGCAGUUCAUGGGGUAGAGGAAACCAACAGUGAAGUCAAGCCACCCAAUGAGUGAGUGAGGCAGAAAAAGAGGACCAGGUUUAGAAGAUUGUGAAUAAUUCCAAAGCUUCUUGGUUUUAUUUUGACAUACAUUUUUAUGGUCUGGGCUUUUCAAAUUUGUUUUCGUAUUUGAGUUUUUUCCCUGUUUUUGUUCAGAAGCUGCCAUAUGCUGACAGAUGCACUCAGGGCAUGAGCAGUGGCAUUAUAUUUGUACAUAGAUAGGUUCAAGUGUAAUACCUAACAAAGUCAUUUUUGCUUUUCCUUUACAUUACAGUCAUGUCUCAUGUUUCAUUACUACUUUUGGGCCAUUCUAAAUAGAUGCUUUAUGUGCUAAUCAGCUGAAAUCAUUAUACCUAUUAAUUUGUGAAGUAAAUCUACAAUAUAAUAAAGAUACUGUCUAAGGUAUUUUUAACUGAUAGAACAAAAAACAAAUGAUUCAGGAUUACUUGAA
Otolemur garnettii (small-eared galago) is the source of this 1267-nucleotide messenger RNA. It is a transcript of the gene CUNH5orf24, whose product is annotated as chromosome unknown C5orf24 homolog. The record is from RefSeq and is a predicted model, not a curated record. The transcript has 2 exons. The coding region runs from base 266 to 832 and encodes 188 amino acids. NCBI's taxonomy places the organism in Eukaryota, Metazoa, Chordata, Mammalia, Primates, Galagidae.